Molecule: messenger RNA, 2502 nt
Organism: Plasmodium fragile
Lineage: Eukaryota; Apicomplexa; Aconoidasida; Haemosporida; Plasmodiidae
Exons: 1
Coding region: 1-2502 (833 amino acids)
Source: RefSeq, a predicted model, not a curated record
AUGGGGGAGGGACACUCAAAGCAUACCCUCAACUACGGUUGCCUGAGCGAAGAGGAUGUAGAAAAAAUACGAAAAAAAUUUAACCUAAACAAAAAGGAAAUAAAUGAGCGGGUCAGAACCUUAGAUUUUAUAUACGUGUAUCCUCACAUCUUAAGACCCUACAUUGCCCUUGUACUUCCCUCCUUCCAUGAAGUGUUGAGAAAAACAAACAGGACAAGUGAAAACGCAAUGAAUAAUUAUGGAUUGAAUUAUGCCCUAAAUAUCCUUUUCAACAAGAACAGUAAAAAAGUAAAGAAUGAAAUAUCCCUGCAGGAUAUUAUAAAUAUACUGUCCUAUAUUCGUACCGUCAAAGGUAGAAUUCUUGUGAGGAUAUUAUUCAGGACCUUUUUAAAGUACACCAUAUCCAAGUGCAAGAACCGGAAUAUCAAUUGCAAUAUCCAGUCCAGCAAAUUGAAAAACGUGGAAGAGAACGAAGAGGGAUAUAAUGAUAACAGCAUGGAGAUGGUCUCCCUGAAGGAGGAUGACAAUAAAAGUGAACCCAAAGGGGACACACACUCUUGCGCGUUUAAAAGCAGCAGGGGGGAAGAACCUAGUGAAGGAAUUUGUACAAAUGAGGAUGUGACUCAUGAGGACGAGGGGGUAGACCAUGAUGAGGAGGGAGAUCCCCAGGGAGAAGGGAGUGCUGCCUACAUGGGCAAUAAUCGUCCAAAUGAGGAAAAAGAUCCCGACGUGGAUACCGAUGAUGAGGACACCCCGGGGGAUGGAGAUUCUGUUCGACAAGACCGCAACUCCUUUGAGUUUUUCUUCUCAGACUCAAAUGUAAACAUAAUAAAUAAAAAUAAAAAGAAAGAAAGAAAUUACAAAUUUAUCAAAGAUAAUAUAUUUUUUCUGGACAAACAUAAACUAAAAAAUCAGUACCCAAGAAACUACAUCAUGAAGGAUUUAAUAUCUGUGGAGGAAGCCAUGUACCACCUGUUUACCUACAUUUAUAUUGAGCAACUCUACAUACUAUGCUCAAAUAGUGCCCUUUUUAAGCUAACAAAUAGGAACCCCGUGCCUGAAAAUGAAAACAAUUUUCUAAGGCAUUCAGCAACCAGUGCUUAUGAUGAUAUAGGAGCCCUGAAGAGAAAAAACAGUUGGGACGUGGCCUAUUUCUUUAACGAAAUGUUUUAUUCCCUUGAGGCAAAUUUAGAUUUUCGAAAUAUUAUCACUGGAUUUAGGCUUUUUGUAAACUCUAUAGAUAAUAACAAACACUCCAUAUAUUCUCUAGCCAUUGAAUACAUCAGCUCGACCUUCACAGUGUUGAGUGAAAAUUAUGCCAACGCAACGUUUAAGCAUUUCAUGGACAGUGAAAAUGUCUUGUCAGGCGAGUCAGAAGGGAAGAAGGGGGAUGGCAUAAACGGAGAAAACGGGACAAAUGAUGAUAAGAGAGAAGACGAAUUCGAAAAUUUAAACGACAUGUGUAUUAACAGCAUAGAACUCAUACACACUAUAUAUACGAACAUGAAAAAGAGGGAAAUAAAAAAAAAACAAGAAAUAAAUGAACAAGAUGAAGAAAGGAACAAGCUGCUUGAAGACAAGUACGGAAAGUCAUCAUCCAUAGUGGAAAUACAAAAAGCAACAAAUGAUUGGAGAGGAUUAUUUUUAAACAAAACAAGUAAAAUAUUAACAGACGAAAUUGUUUUCACGUUGCGACAGUGCUCUCCAUGUUUCAUUAACAACUUAUGGUUUAGGCUCUAUGCCUCAUGGAAACAAGGCACAAGUUUCAAUCGAUUUAUUAGCUCCCUUUUCUAUUAUGAGUCCCCAAUUGUUAUUGUAAUCAGGACAAAGGAUAAUCAAAUUUUGGGUGCCGUCUGCACUACCCCCUUGAAGGAUUCUCACCUCUUCCAGGGUUCAUGCAAUGAUUUUUUAUUUUCAGCUCAUCCCGUUUUUAGAGUUAUAAGAUCAAAUCAGUUUGGCACAAAUUACGUCUACUUGAAUAGUAAGAACUCUUUUUAUCCAAAGGGCCUAGGAUUUGGAGGAAGAACUGAGUGCUUCCGAUUAUUUCUGAGUGACGAAUUUAAGGACUCCUACUGUACUCAGUCAGAUUACACAUAUAAAAGUGGCCACCUGUACUUCCCCCAUUACCAGAAGGAUAGGCGUGCCGGCCGAAAGGGUAAUAACAAGCAGAGUAGUAAUAACAACGCUACCUCCUACUCUAGUAGUAUCAAUUCUCGAAACGUCAAUCACACACGUUCGGCAUAUGAAGACGAGGAUGAUGACGACGAUGAUAAUGCUGACCGAUUCCUUUACAAACUGUCCAUCCAUGAGGUGGAAGCUUGGGGAUGCGGUGAUGAGAAGACACUCGAACAACAGACCAUCAUGCAGCAGAAGGAAGAGGCAUCUAAACAGGAGAGGUCAACCGAUAAAUCUAAAAUUGUACAGAACAGUUUCGACAAGGAGUUUCUGCUGCCCAAGGUUUUCGUUGGGGGCAAGUACGAGGAGUUGUCCCCGGAUAAGUAG